Molecule: messenger RNA, 4280 nt
Organism: Chelonoidis abingdonii (Abingdon island giant tortoise)
Lineage: Eukaryota; Metazoa; Chordata; Testudines; Testudinidae
Gene: ACTL7A
Product: actin like 7A
Source: RefSeq, a predicted model, not a curated record
AACCCUUUACAGUCAAAAGAGAUAUAAAGUACUUCUGUUCUAUUAACUCCUACUAUCUGUUUAUGACACAAGCCCUGGCACUAAUGGAUCUGGAGAGCCCCAUCCCCCUUAGACAGCAGUCCCAUGUCCCCUUCCCCUCUUAGAUGGGGCAGAAACCAGUACUGGACCUUGCUGAAGGUGUUUCAUAUUGAUGUUGUGAUGGACAAUGGUGCUGUUCAGUAGGAGGCAGCCUCAUUUUGGUGGUUUACAACAGUGUCCCUGUUGUACCUCACUGCAUGCCAAACCUCUUCAUUAACUGACUGUUAUGGCUCUGUAUUUCUUAGUGGCAAACACGUAGAUGGCAGGAAUGGGGUGAUAAGGCUAAAAAGGGCUAUACAGCACAAGUCUGACUUUCUGUAUUUCAGCAUGUUCUUAAGCAAAUCACCCAUGCCCCAUCACUGCGACAGGGUCCAGCAACACAUGGGCUGUCUCUCGUUGUUGUUUUUUAAAAUUACCACAAUCACACAGUUUGAGAGAUGGAAACCUGUUGAAUGUUAACAAAUCAGGCCCCAAAGGAAUAUUUGUUAGUAAAUGACUUUAAAAAAGAUCUAGACCUUCUCAGGAGGAGGCUGGGGAGGAAGCAGCUUGUUUCCUUGAAAAAAAUGUAGUUGACGCUAGUGCUAGACAUGUCCUAGAAUAAUCCGUUUUAUGUGCAUUGCAGACAUGCCUGCUUGCUGUAUCUGCACCCAUCGCACCUCCACAGCCAGUAGCAGCAGGGGGGAACGUUGGCACAGACCAGCCCCCUUGUCACCUACUACUUACUCAGAGCCGGUUUAGGCUCUCUGGUGGCAGAAACAGCUGCAGGCAAACCCCAAUAGCUCUCUGGUAUGCUAAACAAGCAGUGUAUGUGCCCCAAAAGGCCUCAAGUAGAGAAGAGUUCUGAAAUACUAAGCUGUAGCCCAAAGGGCAGCAGGCAGCUGAUGUCACAAUCAGUGAGGUCAGUGGCAUGAAAGUUCCAAAAUUACCCCUGGUAUUUCUCGGCUUGCCAUGGCUUCUGCCAGCACUGUCAAAGGGAAUCCACAUCCAUGACAAAAGGAAAGGAAAUGUCUGUCAAAGGAAGCACCAGUUCUGUAGCAGUAGCAACAAUCCAGGAAGGUCCUGCAAAACGGGCGGUACUGGUUAGGGCCAGUAAAAAGCCUCCAGAGGAUAGCGCGUCAUCAACUCAGGGAAGCCCCAAGAUUGUGAAGGCGACUAGAGCAGUGAUCAUAGACAUUGGCACAGGUUACUGUAAGUGUGGAUUUGCUGGAGAGCCUCGUCCCUCCCAUGUUAUUUCAUCUACAGUGGGCAAGCAUUUCCAAGAGACUGCUAAAACGGGGGACAAUCGCAAAGAAAGCUUUGUUGGAAAAGAACUUCAGGAUGUGAAAAUACCGCUAAAACUGGUCAACCCCUUGAGACAUGGCAUAGUGGUUGACUGGGAUUGUGUCCAAGACAUUUGGGAAUACAUUUUCCACAAAGAGAUGAAGAUUCAGCCAGAGGAGCAUGCUGUACUGGUAUCAGACCCUCCACUGAGUCCUACCACCAACAGGGAGAAAUAUGCUGAGAUGCUGUUUGAAACGUUCUGCACUCCUGCCAUGCAUAUCGCCUACCAGUCCAGAUUAUCUAUGUAUUCAUACGGAAAGACCUCCGCUCUUGUGGUAGAAAGUGGCCAUGGUGUUUCAUAUGUGGUCCCUAUCUAUGAAGGUUAUACUAUGCCAAGCAUUACUGGACGUGUAGACUAUGCUGGAUCAGACCUUACCCAGUACCUCAUGAAGUUAUUAAAUGAGGCGGGGAAAACAUUUACUGGGGAACAACUAAGUGUGAUAGAAGACAUCAAGGAAAAAUGUUGCUAUACGUCUCUGGACCUUCAGCAUGACAUGAGUUUGCCUCUCCGGAAACAGCAGGUUGAUUAUGAACUUCCAGAUGGGCACCUAAUUCCCAUUGGCAAAGAGAGAUUCCUGUGUGCUGAAAUGCUCUUUAAACCAUCCUUGAUAGGAUCACAGCAGCCAGCGCUUCCAUUGCUGACAAUGACCUGCCUCAAUAAAUGUGACGUUGAUCUCAAGAAGAAGCUGAUGGGCAAUAUCUUGCUGUGCGGAGGUUGUACCAUGCUGAGGGGUUUCCCUGACCGCUUCCAGAGCGACCUGACCAAGAUGUGCCCCAAUGAUAACCCCAUUGCAGCAGCAUCCCCUGAGAGAAAGUCUUCUGUCUGGACUGGAGGGUCAAUUUUGGCAUCACUCAAGGCCUUUCAGCAGCUCUGGGUUUACAGAAGAGAAUAUGAAGAACAGGGUCCUUUCUUCAUCUACAGGAAAUGCUUUUGAGUACAGAGUGGACAGGAUUGAGCUUAAAAUCAUUACUGCCACCCAGAGGGGACUGUAGAUGUCUGAGAACCUCUGUUUCUUUCUUAGAUACUGGUAACAAACCGAGCUGCUAAACUGGAGUUUGGAUCUGUGUUCCACUGUGGCUGUAUUAAACGUUCAUAGCAUUCUGUGUUGUACAUUAACAACUUUUAUCUCACUGUUUCAUACGAAUUUUCACAGUAGCCUAUUUGACAAAAGAGGAUUUACCACUAUCAAAGGGACAGAGCAGCUGGUUCAGUCCCAUUGUCUAUUGCAGUGGUUUUCAGCCUGUGGUCCGGGGACACAGACUGUCUAAGAUUUUCAAAGGGCUCCCCACCUCCAUUUGAUUUUUUUUUUUACGGAUCUGCAAAUGAAAAAAGGUUAAACCCCUGAUUAAGUGAUAUAGAAAAACAGCACCACUUCCAGGAUCUACAGUGAGUCUGCUGCUGACCACCAGCUAUGGUUGCAAUGAAAUUUUUCUAACUAAUAGGUUACCCCUUAGUGCCCAAAAUGGGUCUGGGCUCGUAGACUAGAGUUUCAGAUUCACUGAACAUGUAGUUCCAUGGUCCACUCAAGGUCUCCAGCAAUCCCCUGGCUCUGGGCAGGGACCUUUGUCCUACUCUUUUUUUGGGGGGGGGCGCAGAGGGGCAGCUUAAGGGUGCACAGCCCCUGCCUUAUGUUGUGAUAUCCUCAACAAGCCAGUCUGCCUAAGGGUCUGCACCUGCGCAUUGCUUUCUUUGAGGCCUAUGAACAGUGCAUAGUCAGCACUUACAAGUUACCACACAGCUCCUUCGAAGCAAGCACGUUUAUUCUUAAGGUAAAACAAUUACAGCUGAAACAUCAUAAAAAAAACAAUAGCUGGAUUUAAACACACUCUGUAGGGCCCUAGUACGCUGAAGUCUUUUCAACCCUUCCACAAGGGUUGAGGCCCCCCUGGAGAGAAGGUCUUGUUCAUUUGCUGGAUUAGAAAGAAGGCCCUGUGGCAGUUUAGAUGCAGCCCUUCUACACCAGAAGCCCUUUUCUUUGUCUGCUGCUCUCAGGAAAACCCAGUAGCUGCAAGCCGUCAGUUACCGGGGGUGGUGUGGCUUGAGUGAGUCCCGCUAAUCACUCUCCCAGGUGUAGAGCUGGGGCAACCCUUCCCUGUGGAGCUGCACACAGGCCCUGGCCCUGUAGUCCAUAAACCAUUCAUAACCUACAUGCAGUUGCCAUGUCUGUCCCCUUCAGGCUGUGGAGUCCCAGUGGAAUUCUGCACAGGAGAUUUGCUAGCUGUAGAUUUAUUCUGUGAGCCUGAUGAAAAUGGUAAGUCACUGGUACCUGGCUUGUGUGCGCCAGGGAGAACAUUCAUAGACCCCAGCUAUGUGAAAGCUCACGUCUGUAUCCAGGAGGCUGUGGACAGUCUGAUCUGAAGUGCUCAUGCAAAACAACAUUUGUCCAACAAAAAGACUCAGGGCAGUUUGGGGACACAGUUUAAGCAAUAUCUUUAUUAUGCUCUGUUUUGGUAAGAGGAGAGGUUGUGUACAGUAAUCACUGACACAGCCAAUGUGCCAUAGUCUGCUCUAACGUACAGCAGUGUAAGCCUAGGGCCAUAUUUGCUGCUGGUGUAAACUGACAUAGAUGCACUGAGGACCUACUUGCCUAGAGUACAGUAGCUCUAUUGCAGUCAAUGGUGUGACAAGACAGCAUUUGGCUAAUGUCUUGUAACAGCCAUCCAACUUUAAACAGCAGAACAAAGCUCAGGGCAGCAGGGAGACUGUUGCUCUGUUCAACAUUCUUAAAAAAAUGCAUCAGCUAGACUAUUAGGGAUACAGGAUCAAAAAGGUAAAACUGGGCUAUUGACAAUGACAAAUGUCUGAACGGUCAUGGCAGCAGUGAGGUACUGCAGGCAGGAAGCCUGGCUUGAGUGAGUGAGUGAGUGAGUGAGUGUGUGUG